CUCGGACAAGACAAAAAGGACUUGGGAAAAAGUCUUGGAAGUCUUGGAACUGGGAUAGAGGAUGAGAAACACGAAAAAGGCCCGAGACAAGCACUAAACUAGGCGUCUAUCUGCACUAAAGCGUCUUAAGCGACGGACGGACCCUGAGGGUCAGACACUAAAGCCCGCCUUAGCUUAGCCCAAAUGCUUGCUUAUCUGCAACUUACGGCCAUGGCUGAGUCUUCUUCGCCUUCGUUGCACUUCUCUCCAUUUCACUCGCUCUCGUCCUGUUGCUGAUUUCAUUGCCAUUGCCAUUGUUGCUGUUGUUUUUGGUGUCGUUGUUGCUGCUGCUGUCGUUGUGAUCGCCUUGUCUCCUCUUCGUUUGACGAUACUUUCUCCAUUCCUCUCCUUCCUCCUCCCCUCCUCCUUCAACAUCCUUGAUCGUCGCUCAAUUCUCCCAGCAUGUGACCAAUGGCUUUCUAUCAUCUCAACAGGAAGCAGAGGCUUCUGCUGAUCGCCUACGCCAUCCUCUUCUUUUUCCUCCUCCUCCUUUGCCGUUUCUGGUCCCUCCGCGACCCCGGCUCACUCUUCUUCGAAUCCACCGAGGGCUAUCGCCCCAAAUACAGUCUUGCACGCAUUCAGGAAUCGUUAGAUUUCCUGUCAGCCUAUAACCAAAGUGGCGUUACCUACCCCUACCCGCCCAGCGACUAUCAACCCCCAAAAGACAAGACCGUCUGCGUCGGGAUCGUGACGGUGAAGCGACCUCUGCAGCAGAACCUUGGUACCACCGUCGCCUCGAUUCAGGACACGCUCACCCCGGAGCAGCGCCGCGCGCUGAGCAUCCAGGUCCUCUUCGCCCUCAGCGACCCCUUCGACCACCCCGAUUACAACCAAACUUGGCUGAACAACACUGUGGACCAUGUCCUCACCUACGAGACCGUUGACGCGCCUCACGUGACGAUCGCGCGCCUCGAGAAGAAGAAAGAUAUCAAGAAGAAGUCGAUUCUGGACUACCGGCUGGGCCUCCAGGCCUGCUACGACCUGAACGACGCGCCGUGGAUCAUCAUGCUGGAGGACGAUGUGGUAGCGCAGCGCAACUGGUACGAGCACACGAUGCAAAGCGUGCGGCGCAUCGAGGAGGGCCGCCAGCACGGCCUCCUCAAGGACUGGCUGUACGUGCGGCUGUUCUACACGGAGAAGUUCCUGGGCUGGAACUCGGAGAGCUGGCCCGUCUACCUCUUCUGGAGUUCGUCGACUGUUGCCAUCGUCGCGUGGCUGGCCCUCACUGCCCGCCGCAAGAUUCGCGCCACUCAGUCCGUGCUCACCAACCCAUUCCUCUUGGUGCUCUGCUUCCUGUGCGUGCCCGCACUGAUCGGCCUCUUCUUCAUGACCGGCCGCGUCACCUGGUUCCCCAUGGAGCCCGGCGUGCAUGUCAUGAACUCGCAUGGCUGCUGCUCGCAGGCGCUGCUCUACAACCGCGCGCACGUCCCGGAGCUGCUGCGGUACCUGGCCGAGAGGGAGGACAUGGUCCCGACCAAAGCGGUCGACAGCGUGAUCGAGAUGCUGGCGGGCAAGGAGGGACUGGACCGGCUGGCCAUCUCGCCCUCGCAGAUGCAGCAUGUCGGCGCCGCCUCGUACAAAGAGAAGAAGAAGGCGUGGAAGUGGGAAGGUCCUUAUCGCGUCAAAGGCGCCCACGGCGUCUGGAGCAUGGGGUUCGAGCAGGCAUAUACCGAAGAAUCUCACUGGUGGUUCUGAAUUGUUGCAAAGAACAAAGCCCCCCGAACAUUCCUGGGGCAAACCGCAUAUGUUUCUAGUGCCGGGCUGAGAAUCUUUCACGACUGAUCAUAUAUUAUGUCCAUGAGCGAGACGGAACGAAUGCGAAUGCGAAUCCAUCUGCUUUCCGGCGUGGGGUUAGGGAGUGUGAGGUGGUGCACAAUCUUUAAUGAUAUAUGUGGGAAUGACUUGUUAUUUUUGUUCGUUGUUAAGAUGGACUCGGGAGCUUGUGUAUAUGAGGGAGGGCAUGCAAUGGUUGCAGUGGUUUCUUUUGCGGUUAAGACUAGUUUCUAGAGCACCGAAGUACUUCUUUCCAUGUUUACUUACUGGAGUGGCAUCAUUGAGUAUAUAAUCACACCUAGCUAGCUGUCCUCAAAGUUAUCUGGCAGCGUGAUCUGACCAGCGUGGUUUCUGUCGUGUGAUGCCGUUGCGGCGAGUUGUAAGUUAGAGCUCGUUAGCUUUGAUGGCAAUGAUGGG
Aspergillus homomorphus CBS 101889 is the source of this 2229-nucleotide messenger RNA. RefSeq lists its product as uncharacterized. The transcript has a single exon. The record is from RefSeq and is a predicted model, not a curated record. Lineage: Eukaryota; Fungi; Ascomycota; Eurotiomycetes; Eurotiales; Aspergillaceae. Gene Ontology annotation, biological process: GPI anchor biosynthetic process. Gene Ontology annotation, molecular function: glycosyltransferase activity. Gene Ontology annotation, cellular component: Golgi membrane. Bases 451 to 1734 code for a protein of 427 amino acids.